GCCGGGCCGGGCGCUUGGUGCGCCGCGAUCGCGCUCCCGGGCCGCUCCCGGGCCGCUCCCCGUGUGCUCCCCGUGUGCUCCCCGUGUGCUCCCGGGCCGCUCCCGCUAUGGCAGCGCCGCCCGCAGGGUUUGCCAGGUAAAGAUCCCUGCAGUACACCUCCAGACUAUCUGACCAAGCUGCCUCUAUCGAUAUGUCCUUCAGGACCCUGCUAGCUAAAUUCAGCCUGUGAAACUUCUCAGCAGAAGGUGGACGUCAAGCACGGGGCUGAUGCCGAGGAGGCUGCAUGGCAGUGAACUGAGACUUGUAAAGAGUGUCUCCACUGUGUCAGUGAAAUCACACCUGUGUGGCAUCUUUGCAUCCAUUGUGAGUGGUGGUGCCCAGCUGGUGGCUGACUUGAACAAAGUGUUAUCUGGUGUUUUCUGCCACAGGGAGAGGCAGGGCGCAAGGAUCAGGUUUUGUAAUGCUGCUGCAUGUAUUUGAAUUAGUUUGGGUUUUUAAUAGGUUUUUUGGCAGCCUCUCUGUUGUUCACACCAUGUUUUAUUAGUGUGAGGGUCAACCUUUCGUUGUUGGAAUUUGUAAUUCCAGGGGAAUUUAUUUCUGUUUUAAUUUGAAAGGCCACAGAAGGGAAGGAGCUGCUGCUUUUUAUGGUUGCCUAGACCUCAGCAGAAAUGGCACAGCAUCCGUCAGAUCCGGCUUUUCCCCUUCAACCUCUGUGGUCUUUUUUGUUACCAGGAUGUUAGGGUGAUGCAGUAGGUGGGCAGAGCUGCGGGGUCAGCCACAGCUGUGCCACCCAGUCGUUUCUGGCACAGGGAGGGGGCACCGGGCCGUGCCGCGCGGGCGCACCGACGCAAUGGGUCUGGGCAGCGCUGCCACGGCAGUCCCCGAGGCCUCUGCGGGCCAGGACACCUCGGGCAAGCACUAUCUGUGCGGGCUGUGCGCGGCCUUCACCAACAUCGUGGUGACGUUCCCCAUCCAGAAGGUGCUGUUCCGGCAGCAGCUCUACGGGCUGCGCACGUGGGACGCCGUGCGCCAGCUGCGCCGCGACGGGCUGCGCACGCUGUACCGCGGCAUCCUGCCCCCGCUGAUGCAGAAAACCACCACGCUGGCGCUCAUGUUCGGCCUCUACGAGGAUUUCUCGGCGCUGCUGCUCAGCCACGCCCGCGCCCCAGAGCUCCUGACGCGCAGCGCCGCGGCCGCGCUGGCCGGCACCACCGAGGCCGUGCUCACGCCCUUUGAGCGCGUCCAGACGCUGCUCCAGGACUACAAACACCACGACAAGUUCACAAACACUUUCCAGGCUUUCAAGGUACUGAAAGCGUACGGGUUGCGGGAGUAUUACCGGGGAUUGGUACCUAUUCUGCUCCGAAACGGGCCCAGUAACGUGCUCUUCUUCGGUCUGCGGGGGCCCAUCAAGCAGUGUCUGCCUGAAGCCACCUCGUACAGCUCUCACAUGGUCAACGACUUCAUUUGUGGGGGGCUGCUGGGCGCCGUGCUGGGCAUCUUGUUCUUCCCUGUGAAUGUCGUAAAAACUCGCAUGCAAGCUCAGAUUGGUGGCGAAUUUCAGUCCUUCUCCAAAGUGCUGGCGAAGAUCUGGCUGGAACGCGACAGGAAAGUGGUCCACCUCUUUAGAGGAGCGCACCUGAACUACCACCGCUCUGUGCUGUCCUGGGGGAUCAUCAACGCGAGCUAUGAGUUCCUGCUGAAGCUGCUGUGACCCCAUCCUGCUCGUGGGGUGUCCUCAGUCCCAGGGAACAGUGCCUGUGCAUGUGACAGGUAAUUCCUCCCAGCCUUCGGUAUUUAUGGGGUGAAUGGUGAUGCAUUUAAACCUCGGUGCAAUUAUGAUGAACUUUUUAGACAAUUCCUUUGCUGGCAAGUGAGUUUACCCAUAACAGAGCUACUAGACAAAUACAAGGUGUAAAAGAGAAAACAAAAGUAGUCUGUAUCACUCCCAAAUUCCCUAAUGCUCUGUGAUGGGAUGCACUCCACUGCCCAUAUUUAGAACACGAGAAUCAAGGAGGGGAUGAAGAAAAACAAUUCCAUUGCUUGAUCAUCUUCCAAGUCUUGAUUUUGGAACUGCAUUUUCAGAUGUUUUGGGGUCCUCAUUGUGUAAAGCUCAAAGGACGGAUCCAGAAGGGGAUGACUGAAGUGCAGAGCUCCCAGCUGCACCUCAGCUUGCUGCAGCCACCACAAGAUGUGACCUGUGGUGACCGUGUCCUCCAGCCAUGGCACUGAACGUGUGACCUCAGCCCGGGCUGGAUCUUCGUGUGUGUAUGUGUGUGUGCAUUCGUACGUGUGCCUUCCUGUGAAAAGGGAAAAGUGGAAGGAAUGGGACAGCAAACUCACUAAAGCUUUAAAGUGUCCUUCCUCGUUAAAAAACACAGUGUUUGUUCUGCUUUUUGUGAGGACUUUUUUUUUUUUUAAUUGCUGCUUUUUCUGUUGCCUCCAGCUACGGGGAUCAGGGAGGUGUCCCUGUCUGUAAUGCCUACAGGACACUCCCGCUCCUGCAGCUGCUCAAGCACUUCACACGGCUUUUUGCACUGCCGCGUCUUUGUCUUUUCUCAGUUCCCUCUAUGGAAUUACGGAUCACAAGAUCCAUUUUUACCUGAAACUCGGGGUUCUGCCUGCUUGGUGUGUACUCUAAACGGUUCUGCAAGACAGAAUGGCACAGGGAAGGUGAGAUUCCUGGGCUACCUGCUUCAGUGGAGGUCUGGAGGCGUAGAGGAGAUGAAAAGCCAAAGAUGACCUUGGGAGCAGAGAGGCAGGAAAGGUGGAGUGGUUGGAGACAUGUUUCAGGACUUCUGUAGGCAAACAUUGAAAAGGACUGACAGAAAUCUUCAUCUUACAGACAUGGGAGUUGAGAAAGAGAAGACUUCAGGCUUGAGAUACAGGGACAGAAGAGCAAGCACAACCUUGAGCUGGAUGAGGGUCCCAACAAAAAGUGCUUAAAUCUCCCUGAGGAGGGCUUCCCUGUUAAUUAAAUAAUACAUUCAUAUAUAAACCAAAACACUUUGGAUGAUGGGGAGCAGCAGAGCUUUCAGAAACUGCUUUGAAUUUAGUCUUUUCUUAAGUCUCGGAGGAGCUCUUGCUUUUCUGAAUUUGAGUUUUCCAUUUGCUGAGACUGUCUUCCAAAAUUGAUCCUAAUCAGUGUGUUGUAAUCAUACAGUCCUGAGCUUCACAGACAGCAGUGGGUGGGCACAAGCACGAGUUCCUGUAUCCCAGUGGUGAUUAUCUGCAUCUAAAUAAAAUGUUUACUGGAUAUUUGUUACUGGCAAAAUUUGA
This is a messenger RNA of Hirundo rustica (Barn swallow), 3280 nucleotides long. It is a transcript of the gene SLC25A51, whose product is annotated as solute carrier family 25 member 51. The transcript has 2 exons. The record is from RefSeq and is a predicted model, not a curated record. Lineage: Eukaryota; Metazoa; Chordata; Aves; Passeriformes; Hirundinidae. Bases 852 to 1715 code for a protein of 287 amino acids.